AUGGAGCCAAGAGCCUGGACUCUGCAGUGUACUGCUUUCGCUCUCUUUUGCGCUUGGUGUGCAUUGAAUAAUGUAAAAGCGAAGAGGCAGUUUGUGAAUGAAUGGGCGGCGGAGAUCCCCGGGGGACCGGAGGCAGCCUCAGCGAUAGCCGAGGAGCUGGGCUAUGACCUUUUGGGUCAGAUUGGCUCACUUGAAAAUCACUACUUAUUCAAACAUAAAAACCAUCCUCGGAGGUCUCGAAGGAGUGCCCUUCGUAUCACUAAGAGAUUAUCUGAUGAUGAUCGUGUGCUAUGGGCUGAACAACAGUAUGAAAAAGAGAGAAGUAAACGUUCAGUUCUAAGAGACUCAGCACUAGAUCUCUUCAAUGAUCCGAUGUGGAAUCAGCAGUGGUACUUGCAAGAUACUAGGAUGACUGCAGCCCUGCCCAAGCUGGACCUCCAUGUGAUACCUGUUUGGCAAAAAGGCAUCACAGGCAAAGGAGUUGUUAUCACUGUACUGGAUGAUGGCUUGGAGUGGAAUCACACAGACAUCUAUGCCAACUAUGAUCCAGAGGCUAGCUAUGAUUUUAACGAUAAUGACCACGAUCCAUUUCCCCGAUAUGAUCCCACAAAUGAGAACAAACAUGGGACCAGAUGUGCAGGAGAAAUUGCCAUGCAAGCAAAUAAUCACAAGUGUGGGGUCGGAGUUGCAUACAAUUCCAAAGUUGGAGGGAUAAGAAUGCUCGAUGGCAUUGUGACAGAUGCUAUUGAAGCCAGCUCAAUUGGAUUUAAUCCUGGACAUGUGGAUAUUUACAGUGCGAGCUGGGGCCCUAAUGAUGAUGGGAAAACUGUGGAGGGGCCUGGCCGACUAGCCCAGAAGGCUUUUGAAUAUGGUGUCAAACAGGGGAGACAAGGAAAGGGCUCUAUCUUCGUCUGGGCUUCUGGGAAUGGGGGGCGUCAGGGAGAUAACUGUGACUGUGAUGGGUACACGGACAGUAUCUACACCAUCUCCAUCAGCAGUGCCUCGCAGCAAGGCCUAUCCCCCUGGUACGCUGAGAAGUGCUCCUCCACGCUGGCCACCUCGUACAGCAGCGGCGAUUACACCGACCAGCGAAUCACGAGUGCUGACCUGCACAACGACUGCACAGAGACCCACACAGGCACCUCUGCCUCAGCACCCCUGGCUGCUGGCAUCUUCGCUCUGGCCCUGGAAGCAAAUCCAAAUCUCACCUGGCGAGAUAUGCAGCACUUGGUUGUCUGGACCUCUGAGUAUGACCCACUGGCCAAUAACCCUGGUUGGAAAAAGAAUGGAGCAGGCUUGAUGGUGAAUAGUCGAUUUGGAUUCGGGUUGCUAAAUGCCAAAGCUCUGGUGGAUUUAGCUGAUCCCAGGACCUGGAGCAGUGUGCCUGAGAAGAAGGAGUGUGUUGUAAAAGACAAUGACUUUGAGCCCAGAGCCCUGAAAGCUAAUGGAGAAGUUAUCAUAGAAAUUCCAACAAGAGCUUGUGAAGGACAAGAAAAUGCUAUCAAGUCACUGGAACAUGUGCAAUUUGAAGCAACAAUUGAAUAUUCCCGCAGAGGAGACCUUCAUGUCACCCUCACUUCUGCUGCUGGAACCAGCACCGUACUGUUGGCUGAAAGAGAGCGGGAUACAUCUCCUAAUGGCUUUAAGAAUUGGGACUUCAUGUCUGUUCACACAUGGGGAGAGAAUCCCAUAGGCACUUGGACUUUGGGAAUUACAGACAUUUCUGGAAGAAUGCAAAAUGAAGGAAGAAUUGUGAACUGGAAGCUAAUUCUGCAUGGGACCUCUUCUCAACCAGAACACAUGAAACAGCCCCGAGUGUACACGUCCUACAACACCGUUCAGAAUGACCGAAGAGGGGUGGAGAAGAUGGUGGAUUCGGGGGAGGAGCAGCCCACACAAGAGAACCUGAAUGAGAACCCUCUGGCAUCCAAAAGCCCCAGCAGCAGCAGUGUGGGGGGCAGAAGGGAUGAGCUGGCAGAGGGAGCCCCUUCUGAGGCCAUGCUACAACUCCUACAAAGCGCUUUCAGCAAAAACUCACCCCCAAAGCAAUCACCAAAGAAGUCUCCAAGUGCAAAGCUCAACAUCCCUUACGAAAAUUUCUAUGAAGCCCUGGAAAGGCUGAACAAACCUUCCCAGCUUAAAGACUCUGAGGAUAGUCUGUAUAAUGACUACGUUGAUGUUUUCUAUAACACGAAACCUUACAAGCACAGGGAUGACCGGCUGCUGCAAGCUCUGGUGGACAUUCUGAGGAAGGAAAAUUAA
Messenger RNA from Eubalaena glacialis (North Atlantic right whale), 2262 nucleotides. It is a transcript of the gene PCSK1, whose product is annotated as proprotein convertase subtilisin/kexin type 1. Lineage: Eukaryota; Metazoa; Chordata; Mammalia; Artiodactyla; Balaenidae. The record is from RefSeq and is a predicted model, not a curated record. Gene Ontology annotation, cellular component: Golgi membrane; trans-Golgi network. Bases 1 to 2262 code for a protein of 753 amino acids. Gene Ontology annotation, molecular function: serine-type endopeptidase activity. Gene Ontology annotation, biological process: protein processing. The transcript has 14 exons.